Molecule: messenger RNA, 1080 nt
Organism: Hydatigera taeniaeformis
Lineage: Eukaryota; Metazoa; Platyhelminthes; Cestoda; Cyclophyllidea; Taeniidae
Source: the annotation of a GenBank genome assembly
AUGCGGACCUUGGAGAAAGAGAUCGAUGAUGCGGCGCUGCGGGUAACUAACCUGGCGGAGGCCCUUCGUAAGUCUGCUGCGGCCACUCACGAUCUGCUGGGCAAAGUUGAGCGGGCUAUCCACUCCUUCCCGCCAUCAUGUCAGUACAUACCACAGACUAUCCGCUCGGCCAUGUCUACCCGCCUUUCAAACUCGGAUUUGGCCGGUUUACAGUGCUACAAUGGUAGCCUCAUUAACGUCUUGCAAUUUUCGCAGGCCGAGCACGAGCGCAGUCUGGCUGUAGUACAACAGCUUAACCUAAUCGCCGGACCCGCACUCCUCCACCGCUACCUCCCGUCUCUUAUUGGCAAGGUCGCUGAGGGUAGUAGAAUGCGUUCGGAGCUGUUUGACGACGUAAAGGGACUUCAGCAGGACGGGCCUUCCAUCUCUUCUCUCCUUCCUGGUCUCUUGGAUGGGCCCGUCAGACGAAAACCCGGCACGCUUCGAUCCGGCCUGUCAAGUAAACUUCUCUUUUCUGCUUCAGCGGCUGAAUCGAAGCGCGGUUUGGGUGUGAAGAAACCCGUAUCGCGAAUCCGUCAAGCAUCAACUGCCACAUCCCAUCAGCAGCAGCAUCGACAAAAGUCGACGUCCGGACCAAGUGGGCCGACCUCAAAGAACCCGUGGGUGAGCUACGUUGCCCCAAUGGGUUGUAACCAUGUGCCGGAGGAGUACCUCAACAUGCUCGAGACGGCAGCACCUCAAGUCACUGCCACUCUUGCCUCGGUGGAGGCGGCUAAUCCUUCUUGUUCUAUCUUUCCUGUCUCAGACACCGCCCAUGUCGGCGAUGUAACUCCUCCCUCUGCUACUGACUUCGCUAAUCACGGACCCGUCGCCCCACGCACCGUCAUUCGGCCUACUCGCGUUCCUCGUCCCAUUUCCAAUAUGGGUAUCGAGACUGAAGAAAUGCCCCCUUGCCACAGUCGACCCCUCGUCCGACAUCAUCACGUUCCCGUUUCCUCCAGAGGUACAUUCAUCUUACCACUUCGCAGUUGUAUGGGGUUGUGUGGCUCAAGUGGCUCACUUUCGAUUGGUUUGAAUUGA